This is a messenger RNA of Anguilla anguilla (European eel), 1674 nucleotides long. Its product is annotated as olfactory receptor 1D2-like. Bases 368 to 1492 code for a protein of 374 amino acids. Gene Ontology annotation, molecular function: olfactory receptor activity; G protein-coupled receptor activity. The record is from RefSeq and is a predicted model, not a curated record. Gene Ontology annotation, cellular component: membrane. Lineage: Eukaryota; Metazoa; Chordata; Actinopteri; Anguilliformes; Anguillidae. Gene Ontology annotation, biological process: G protein-coupled receptor signaling pathway. The transcript is spliced from 2 exons.
UCGUUCGAUGUGUUUUAACACAGCAGAAAAAUUCUACCGAGGGUCAGGCCUUGAACUUCGCUUCGUUACACCCGAAUAGCAUCCCAAAGUAAACGUUAUUCUGCCAGCUCAUUACCUCUCUUUACAAUUUCAUUAACUUUAUAAACCACAAUCAAUGGAACAAUUAAGAGUUCGUGGUUUAUAGCUAUGCUCCUACCGCAGUCCACAGCGUUUUAAUUUUACUUGGAUAAAUUAAUGAAAAAGAGAAGCGGAUAUAGCACAGUGUGUUGCUUUACAUCCGCGUUCAUGUGAAGGGUAGUGGAAAUCUGCAGAAGAAUCGAUGAACUGCACACCGCCUCAUUUUAACUGACGUCACAGAUAAAUUCUCAUGUACGCGCAUUCCGCACACACCAGGAGAUAUAUUCAGCAGCACGAGUACAGAAGCACAUUCAAGGGCUUCGACAGUCACCGAUGCAGGGAAGUGGGCCCAAAGGAAAAGAAGUCACGCGGAGGUCCGGAAGGUCGCACACGCGCAAUGGGAAUUCUCGCCACUUCGAUCACAAAUGACUCCAUCAUUAGACCAGUGGGAUUUUACGUUAUCGGAUUUACGGCUUUAAAGUUUGCCGAUUUAUAUAUAGCUUUCCUCUGUUUCGUUUAUAUUGUAACGAUUUUGUUCAACUCUUUUAUAAUUUCCAUUAUAUGGAUGGAUCAUCGCCUACACACUCCAAAGUACAUCGCGGUUGCUAAUUUAGGGGUUGUUGACUUGAUGUGUAGUACAUCCUUUAUUCCUAAUGCGAUCAAGACUGUUGUCACGAAAGAUACCUUUAUGACCUACAAUGCAUGUUUGACACAGAAUUUUUUUUAUUACAGUUCUGUAUUACUAGAGUCAUUCUCCCUCGGUGUACUUGCCUACGACCGGUUAAUUGCGAUAUGCUUCCCACUGAGGCAGAGUUCCAUCAACACUCCCACAAGCAUGAUCAUAAUUCUAGCGAUUAUUUGGUCGUUUUGUGCCAGCGUCAUGCUGUUCCUGGUGUUGAUUUUGACAAAAUUGUCUUUUUGUGAUUCUCUCGUUGUGUACAACUAUGACUGUGAGUACGGAGCCCUGAUCAAUAUAUCGUGUAAUGAUAACACCCUGCAGUGGACCGUCGCUUCUAUUGCCAGCAUAUUUUGUUUUUUUGGGCCACUCAGUUUAAUCAUCGUGUCAUACGCCUGGAUUUUGAGAGUCGUUUUUAGAAUGAAAAAUGUGGAGAGCAGGUACAAAGCACUUGCAACGUGCACAGAACAUCUCAUCGUAGUGGCGGUUUUCUACGUGCCGACCUUAACGCUGUACAUCAUUGAACUUUUCAUAUUCCUCGUCGAUCCAAAUAUGAAAAUGGUGAACUUGUCCUUAGCCUCAUGCCUCCCGUCCUGUCUGAACCCCAUUGUGUAUUCCCUGGCAACCAAAGAAAUCAGGAAUAGAAUAUUGGCUAUGCUCCAGAAAGCCAAAGUAGCAGCGUGGACAGGGCAGGCGUAGAGCCAAAGCUUGCAGUAAAUGCACAUUUUUCAAAUGAAAAAUAUCAAUUCAUUUUUAGUCAUUUUCUCCCUUAGUCUCUUGUGUGCUUGUGUAAUAUUUUACAAUUGCAUCGUCAGUGAGACAUUUUUCUCAACUGACCAACCUGGUAAAAUAAAAGCAAUUCCAUUUCAUUUCUUUGAGAA